AUGACCCGUACAAUUGUUAUCCUGGGUGCAUCCAUUUCUGGAUUAGCCAUUGCCCACAAGUUGUUGAAACAUUCAUAUCCUCAGCUGAAGGACAUCAAGAUCAUACUGAUCAAUCCUUCAGAUCAGUUGUACUGGAACCUAGCAUCAGUGCGAUACGUCGUCCCGGGCCAGUUCCGUGACGAGGAUCUCUUUCACCCAUUCCUACCCGGUUUCGAGAAAUAUCCCAAGGAGAGCUUCGAGUUUAUCCUGGGGACUGCGCAGAAAGUGGAUCCGUCAAGCAACACGGUCGUUGUCUCUGAUGGACAGACGAUCCAUUAUGAAUAUCUGGUUGUGGCUACUGGCGCCUCGUACAAGAAUGACAUGCCUUGGAAGCCAUUGAAAGAUUACCAGACGACAGUUGAAUCCGUGCACGAGCUUCAAAAGAAGGUUGCUGCUGCAAAGACUAUUGUUAUUGGAGGCGGAGGUGCCACUGGGUCUGAAGUGGCUGGUGAAAUCGCAUACGAGUACCACAAGAAAGGAAAGGAGGUAACUAUCGUGACGUCGAACGAGCGCCUUAUACCUAGUCUCCCAGAGCAUGUCUCUGAGAUUGCUGAGAAAGAGCUGGUGCGACUAGACGUCAAGAUCAUCCGCAAUACAAAAAUCACCGAUGCAUCUCCGACUCCGGACGGAAAGACGAAACUCACAUUCUCCACGGGGGAGCCUGAUCUGAUCGUGGAUCUAUACCUGCCCACCAUCGGAGAGAAAGCCAAUACAGACUUCUUACCGCUCUCUGUCGUGAAUGAGUCCGGCGAUGUGCUAGUGGAUGAAUUCCUGCGCGUCCGCACCACCGACAAUAUUUGGGCCGCCGGCGACGUAACGGGUCUCGAAUCCAAACAGGCCAAAUACGCAGAAGAACAGGCCCUCCAUUUGGCUCAGAACUUGGACAAUGUCCUUCGAGGGAACGAACCACUGCCCUAUGGCGCGAAUAGCAUGCGCGCCCUCGCAGUGACACUUGGUCGAUGCAAAGGCACAGGUAUUGCUGGCCGAUUCAGGAUUCCCAGCAUCGCUGUCUGGCUCCUCAAGGGACGGUAUCUGGGGUCAGAUAAGUUGAAGAGUAUUGCGAAUGGGGAUAGGUCCUUGGUGAAUACCCUUUAG
This is a messenger RNA of Paecilomyces variotii, 1134 nucleotides long. RefSeq lists its product as hypothetical. The record is from RefSeq and is a predicted model, not a curated record. Gene Ontology annotation, cellular component: cytoplasm. Bases 1 to 1134 code for a protein of 377 amino acids. NCBI's taxonomy places the organism in Eukaryota, Fungi, Ascomycota, Eurotiomycetes, Eurotiales, Thermoascaceae. The transcript has a single exon. Gene Ontology annotation, molecular function: electron-transferring-flavoprotein dehydrogenase activity; flavin adenine dinucleotide binding.